This is a messenger RNA of Dunckerocampus dactyliophorus (ringed pipefish), 3808 nucleotides long. RefSeq names its product hydroxyacyl-CoA dehydrogenase (gene hadh). Bases 1026 to 1955 code for a protein of 309 amino acids. Gene Ontology annotation, cellular component: mitochondrion. The record is from RefSeq and is a predicted model, not a curated record. NCBI's taxonomy places the organism in Eukaryota, Metazoa, Chordata, Actinopteri, Syngnathiformes, Syngnathidae. The transcript has 8 exons. Gene Ontology annotation, molecular function: NAD+ binding; (3S)-3-hydroxyacyl-CoA dehydrogenase (NAD+) activity. Gene Ontology annotation, biological process: fatty acid beta-oxidation.
ACAUUCUAAUUUAUUGGAAAGGGUCUGUAUAUAUAUAUAUAUAUAUAAUACAAUGUAUAUUGUGUGAUAAUUGAUGAACAAAAUAAAAACAAUACAGUAUUUAGGAAAAUGUUUUUCGCAUUUUGCUCAUGAUAUAAACUAUAAUAUACAACAUAUAUAAAUAUAACAAAAAAUAUAAAAAUAUAUAUUUUCUAUUAUUCAGUCAUGUUAAAUAAUAGACAGGAUAAUGAAGAAUUCUUCCAAUCAUAAUAUAUAUAUUUUAUUACAUUUAUUUUAGUUUAUUUUUUGGAAAAAUACAUUGGUAUAUAAUAAAACAUUCUGUUACAGUAAUAAAAUUAUAACUGAAUAAUUUGAGUAAUAUUUAAAAAUAAUCUUUAUGUAGUUUAUGUUGAUUAAGGUAGUGGCCUUUGGAGUGAAAUAUAUAUUUAAGAUUGUGUGGUCACAUUUCAAUAACAUAACUUUUAUUAAGUCGUCUGUGUAGAGAGUUUUGUCGUGCAUGUUCACCAGAUAGUUGGACUCUCCGCUUUGGCAUCUCUGUGUGGAGUUUGCAUGUUGUCCCCGUGAGUGCAUGGGUUUUCUCAGGGUACUCCAGUUUCCUCCCACAUUCCAAAAACAUGCAUGUUAGGUUAAUUUCCAACUCUAAAUUGUCCAUAGGUAUGAAUGUGAGCGUGAAUGGUUGUUUGUCUAUAUGUGCCCUGCGAUUGGCUGGCAACCAGUCGGUGUACCCCGCCUCUCGCCGGAAGUCGGCUGGAAUAGGCUCCAGCAUACCCCUGCGACUCUAAUGAGAAAAAAAGCGAUAUAGAAAAUGGAUGGAUGGAUGUUCACUACAUUAAAAAAUUUUCAGGUUAAUGUGUUUUAACCUUUAAUGUGAGCUAAACAUUGACUUGUUACGUCAUCAAUCUGGGUGAAAAGUCAUGCAAGGGAUCACGUGACUGUCGACUGUUGACCGUCCUCAAGUAGUGGACUACUUCCGGUCUGUAAGUACGUUAGCUCGCUAGCUAUCCUGCCGGCUCCUUCUUGUCGCUAUGGCCUUCUUUACUCACCAAGUGUGCAGAAGUUUCUCCUCCUCAGCUCUCAGGAGUGUCGCCAUCAAGCAUGUUGUCAUCAUCGGAGGAGGACAAAUGGGCGCCGGAAUCGCUCAGGUCGCCGCAACCACAGGCCACCAAGUGACGCUGGUGGAUACGUCUGACACCAUCUUGAAGAAGUCAGUCAAGGGCGUGGAGGCCAGCUUGAAGAGAGUGGUGAAGAAGAAGUACGCUGAUAAGCCAGAGGCCGGUGAGGCUUUCAUCCAGAAGGCCCUCCAGAACAUCUCCACCUCCACAGACACCGCCUCCGCAGUCCAGAGCACGGAUCUGGUGCUGGAGGCCAUCGUGGAAAAUCUUCAAAUCAAACAGGAUCUUUUCACGGGGCUCGACAAGGUGGCUCCGGAACACACCAUCUUUGCCAGCAACACGUCCUCGCUGCCCAUCACAGACAUCGCUAGCGCCACCACCAGGCUGGACCGUUUUGGCGGCCUGCACUUCUUCAACCCCGUCCCCAUGAUGAAGCUUGUUGAGGUCAUCGGAACGUCGGCGACGAGCCAGGAGACGUUUGACUCCCUCCUGAACUUCGGCAAAGCGCUGGGCAAGACCACCGUGUCCUGCAAGGAUACACCAGGAUUCAUCGUCAACCGCCUCCUCAUCCCCUACAUGAUGGAAGCCAUCCGUCUGCACGAGAGAGGUCACGGCUCCAAAGAAGACAUCGACAUCGCCAUGAAGCUGGGUGCUGGUUAUCCAAUGGGACCCUUUGAGUUGAUGGACUACGUUGGAUUGGACACAGUCAAGUUCAUCAUGGAUGGCUGGAGCAAAAUGGACCCCAACAACCCAAUCUUUGCCCAAAGCGAGUUGCUCAACAAAUUGGCCGCUGAGGGCAAAUUUGGUAAAAAGACAGGAGAAGGAUUCUACAAGUCCAAGUGACUUCACCCCUUUUUUUUUACUAUUUAUUUUUUUUUGGGGACACCACACAGAAUGAUAAAAGGACUCCUCUAAUAUUUCUCUAACAAUAACAACAUGAUGUGCCUUGUGCUUCAAUGAGCAGAUGAUUAAAUGAAGGCUUGACAUAGCUGAUCACUGAAAGUAGUGUUGAAAUGAGCUCAACUUGUCAUUAAAAAGAAAUGGGAUUUGCUCUAAUAAAAAGACUGAAAGAGUAAAAAAAUACCUUAAUGCUAAUAUUUGCAGUAUAUCUCUACAUGUUUUUAAUGUGGAAAAAAUAUUUUGAGUGCAAAUUUCAUUUAACAUACACCAUCAUAGUUUUACUAUAAUUUUUAAAAGGUUUUUUUCUGGGUGGAAAAACUAAAUAUUUGUGUAGAAAUUGAUUUGAACAAACACUUCAGUCCUUGUAGUAAUAUAUUUUAUUUUUAGUUUGUUUAUGGAAGAAAUUGUAUCAAUAUAGUUAUAAAUUUUGAGUACAAAUGGAUUUGAACAUAUAACUUCUAGUAUUUUUAUUUGUCGUAAAAAAAAGUUACAGUAUGUAGGUAAAAUGUGUUUCAAUAAACACCAUUGUUUUUAAUAUACUUUUUUUAUUUAUUUAUUAUGAGAAAAAAAUAUUUCAAAUUAUGUUUUGAACAUCCAUCCAUUUUCUAUACCGCUUCUGCUCAUUAGGGUUGCGGAGCCUAUCCCAGUAGACUUCGGGCGUCAGGCGGGGUACACCCUGGACUGGUCGCCAGCCAAUGGCAGGGCACAUAUAGACAAACAACCAUUCACACUCAUUCAUACCUAUGGACAAUUUAGAGUCACCAAUUAACCUAACAUGCAUGUUUUUGGAAUGUGGUCUCGAACCCAGGUCUUCCCGAUAUCCAGACUGUGAGGCCAACAUGCUAACCACUAGACCACCGUGCGGCCACUGAUUUGAACAUUUAAUAAACCCCUACUACUCGCUACAGUUGAGUAACACAUUUGACCGCAUGAAAAAAAUCGCUGGACAACCCGCCGUUCCAAGAGCGAACACACGAUGGCGCUGCUGUUAAAGUGAAUGUAAUUGAUUUUAAAGCGUGCACAUUUUUGCAACUUUUUAACUUUGACGUUGAGUAUAAUUAAUGCAAAUAUGUAUGUUCUAAGUAUGAAUCUUCUUUUCAUGCAUUCUCAAAGCAGGCAUUAACAUCACUACACAUGAACCAAAUGAGCAAAUGGUGCCUUUUUAUUUUUUUUUCUUAAAAAAAACAAACAAAAACAUGUGAAACAGUUCAAAUAUGACCACCUGGGAAGCAAAGUGCUACUCCCAAGACGACAGUGACCUGAAAUUAUAUCAACACAAAGAGAAAUUUAUCAUCAUCAUCAUCAUGGAGGAAUAGUAAAAUAGAGAAUCAAAAUAUUAGAGAUGCUUGCAUGGGGAGAAAGGGGUUUAGAAAAACAAAGAGCACACUAUUUGCUACCAGAAGAAGAAAUAAAGACAAAAAGGUCCAUUGCAAUAAAAGACAGACUGCCAAGUGCUGGGGUAAAUAUAUAUAUCUGCUUCAUUUGUCUUUUUGUUUUUGUCCAACAAUAAAAUAUAGGCCUUACUCUCACCUGCAUGUUGUCGUAAUGUUGCCUGCAAAAAUACCAAGAAAAUGGACAAUAUCCUGAAAAACACGCGCACACACUGAGCGUUAUUUUACAUCUGACCUUGUCCUUACAAAGAGUUAUAAAAAAAAAAAGGUUCCAUUUUCUGCAAGAUGCUUCAACAAGAAAAAAAAAAUGGCUUUCCUGUGUCCAAAGCUUAUCAUAUCGCACUAUAUAUUUAUUAAAAAAACAAACAAACACAGCCAUUACAAACAAAGGGCUCAAAAAGUCAA